UGCUGAGGUAAUUUCGGGGAAAGAGAAAUUUAAAAGUCGGGGAAGAACCCGGAAACAACCACCAUCUCAUCACACAGGACUAACUCAUCAAAACAGCAAUGACGUUUGAGAGGGAGCCGAAGAGAGGAGGCUGAAUUGCGUUAGGAGCCCAGGGUUGCGGUGCCCCACUGAACACUUUCCUUUCGGCCGGCCCUUUUCUAACAUCCUCAGGCUAAGGAGGGAUCCGCCGGGUGCUGCCUGCCGGCGGUUCCGGAGCCUGCUGCUCAGUCUGCCCUGGGGCACCUGGCUCUCGAGGAACUCAUCUCCCGGUGUUGGCCCUAGUCUCAGACUAUCCCAAGGGUCGCGUUAACGUGCGCCGGACGCAGUCCGCUCGUAGCCCCUCCGAUGAAUUUAACUCUAACUUUUAGAGUAGUUCGGGGCAAAAUAUAUAAGGCACAAUAAAAUAGUAUAUUUUAAGAUUAUGGUGAUUUCCCAUAAGACACAGCAAUAUGUAGAUGUGACGGCGAGCUCCUCCCGAUUCUGGCCCGGUCAGCUCCAGGCUAGGGCGCACGCGCACUGCGGGUUCUCAGCCCUUGACUGAGCCAGCGAUUCCGGCGAGCGAGUUGAUGACAUCAAGGUUUGAAGCCGACUCGGCCAGACUGCGGGGCGAGGAUCCGCGGGAAGCUGGCUUCGCAGUUCCUUCUCGUGGCGGAAGGCUGGGGUUCGGAUGUGGGAAAAGGAACAGCGCCCCUCACCCUUACGUGACGCCUCCCCUUCCAUCUCCGGCUUCUGCAAUAUUAAAUGAAACCAAGAGAGAUAAUAAUGGCACUACAGCUACAGAAGACUCACCUCCUGCCAAGAAAACUCAUAAAUACCAGAGACAGAGAGUAAAAAAGGAGCCUGUGGCUGGAGGAAAGGCUGAUAAGGGCAGGACAGAAGACACGCAAGGCAAACCUGUGAAGUCAUUGCUGUUAAAGGUAAAAGCUCCUGUGGACCCAGAGUGUACAGCCAAGGUGGGAAAGGUAUCGAACUCAGGACCUUGUCUUAUGAGGCAGGCGUGGUGCCACUGCUCUAAAUCCUGGCCCCAGACCAAUCUCCAGCUCAACAACAAGUACUAUCUAAUUCAACUGUUAGAAGAUGAUGCCUGGAGAAACUUCAGUGUUUGGAUGAGAUGGAGUCGAGCAAAUAUAAUAUGGCCUUGCUGUAUAUUUCCAAGGUGA
This is a messenger RNA of Fukomys damarensis (Damara mole-rat), 1199 nucleotides long. Its product is annotated as poly [ADP-ribose] polymerase 2. NCBI's taxonomy places the organism in Eukaryota, Metazoa, Chordata, Mammalia, Rodentia, Bathyergidae. The record is from RefSeq and is a predicted model, not a curated record.